This is a messenger RNA of Labrus mixtus (cuckoo wrasse), 4631 nucleotides long. RefSeq names its product kinesin light chain 2 (gene klc2). Bases 110 to 2002 code for a protein of 630 amino acids. Lineage: Eukaryota; Metazoa; Chordata; Actinopteri; Labriformes; Labridae. Gene Ontology annotation, cellular component: membrane-bounded organelle; cytoplasm; kinesin complex. Gene Ontology annotation, biological process: microtubule-based movement. The transcript has 14 exons. Gene Ontology annotation, molecular function: kinesin binding. The record is from RefSeq and is a predicted model, not a curated record.
UAAAGAUUAGACGCUGGUCUCGUUUGGAGCAUCACAACAUUGUCCUGCUGCUUUGUUCGGACAGAAAGCAUCGCAUUUCUCUUCGAUGAAGUGUGUGUGAAACCGGGAAAUGUCCACCAUGGUGUAUCCACGCGAAGAAGCCCUCGAGCGACUGAGCCAGGAUGAGAUCGUGCUCAACACGAAGGCCGUCAUGCAGGGCCUGGAGACGCUGCGCGGCGAACACGCCCAGAUCCUCAACUCGCUGCUGGACUGCACGCAGCCGCCCGUCGCCCAGGAGAAAUCUGGGCUGCUCCGCAAGAGUCUGGAGGCCAUCGAGCUGGGACUGGGAGAGGCACAGGUGAUCAUCGCCCUGUCGAGCCACCUGAGCGCCGUGGAGUCGGAGAAGCAGAAGCUGCGCGCCCAGGUGCGUCGGCUCUGCCAGGAGAACCAGUGGCUGCGGGAUGAGCUGGCGGGCACGCAGCACAAGCUGCAGCGCAGCGAGCAGAGCGUGGCCCAGCUGGAGGAGGAGAAGAAGCACCUGGAGUUCAUGAACCAGAUCAAGAAGUUCGACGACGACGUCUCGCCCUCCGACGAGAAGAGCCAGAGCGCCGGCGGAGGAGGAGGCGGGAGUGGAGGAGACGCUUCGAAGGACAGCCUGGACGACUUGUUCCCCAACGACGACGAUCAGGGACCGGCGCAGCCCAGCGGAGAGGUGGCCGCCCAGCAGGGGGGCUACGAGAUCCCGGCACGCCUCCGGACUCUGCACAACCUGGUGAUCCAGUACGCCUCUCAGGGCAGGUACGAGGUGGCCGUGCCGCUCUGCAAACAGGCCCUGGAGGACCUGGAGAAGACGUCCGGACACGACCACCCCGACGUGGCCACCAUGCUCAACAUCCUGGCCCUCGUUUACAGGGAUCAGAACAAGUACAAAGAAGCCGCUCACCUCCUGAACGACGCUCUGGCCAUCAGAGAGAAGACUCUGGGGAAGGAUCACCCAGCCGUGGCCGCCACCCUCAACAACCUGGCCGUUCUGUACGGCAAGAGGGGCAAAUACAAGGAGGCGGAACCUCUGUGCAAGAGAGCGCUGGAGAUCAGAGAGAAGGUGUUGGGCAAGUACCACCCGGAUGUGGCCAAGCAGCUGAACAACCUGGCCCUGCUGUGUCAGAACCAGGGCAAGUACGACGAGGUGGAGUACUACUACAGGCGGGCCCUGGAGAUCUACGAGUCCAAACUGGGAGCCGACGACCCCAACGUGGCCAAGACCAAAAACAACCUGGCCACGUGCUACCUGAAGCAGGGGAAGUUUAAAGACGCCGAAGCUCUGUACAAAGAGAUCCUGACCCGAGCGCACGAGAAGGAGUUUGGAUCUGUGAACAACGACAACAAACCGAUCUGGAUGCACGCCGAGGAGAGAGAGGAGAGCAAGGGGAACCGCAAAGACUCUGGUCCGUAUGUGGAGUAUGGCAGCUGGUAUAAGGCCUGUAAGGUGGACAGCCCCACAGUGAACACCACCCUGAAGAGUCUGGGAGCUUUGUACCGUCGUCAGGGCAAACUGGAGGCUGCAGAGACACUGGAGGAGUGUGCCAGCAAGACACGCAAACAGGGUAUUGAUGCCAUCAACCAGAGUAAGGUGGUGGAGCUGCUGAAGGACGGGGGAGCUGGGGGGGCAGACAGACGACACAGCAGGGAAGGAAUCAACGGGCCGGGGGGACAGAGGGGGGAGAACGAGGGAGACGACUCGGCAGAGUGGAACGGGGACGGUAACGGGUCUCUGCGUCGCAGCGGCUCCUUCGGGAAGAUUCGUGACGCCCUGAGGAGGAGCAGUGAGAUGUUGGUGAAGAAGCUGCAGGGCAGUGGACCACAAGAACCCCGAAACCCAGGGAUGAAGAGAGCCAGCUCGCUCAACUUCCUCAACAAGAGCACCGAGGAGACCACACAGGACGCCACCUCCGGAUUCUCAGAGUGCAGGGGAUUAAGCGCCAGCAACGUGGACCUAUCCAGACGCAGCUCCCUGAUUGGCUAGACAGACACCGGAGGCUGGACUUGGCGGGGGGGGGGGAAGAGCAAGCCCAUCGAGGAGAUGCUGUUUGCAGCUUGGUUUGAUCAAACAAACACACAUAAAAGCUCAAAGCGAGAUCAAACACCGUCACCUGCAGCGUUGUUUUUUAAAGAACACUGAAAAUAAAAAAUCAUCCAGUCGACACGGGCGCCGCUUCGCUGUACAAACCGCCUCCCUCCAACACAAUAGAGAAUAUUUAGAUACACAUUAAUCAGCAUGCUGCUUACUAGAAAGUGGAAUGUCUGCACCUGAACGCCUCAUAGCACCGCAGCCACAUCGUGAUGAGUCCGUCUCUUAGAUCCACUCUCACACUGUCAGAACUUACGUAGGCUAAACUCCGAUUUUCAGCUCAGAGAGAGAGAGAGGCGUCACACUCUGUAUAUUCCACCUGUAGCAUGAAGUAUUAGCUGAUGCUAACAACAUUAUUGAAUCCAUAUCAUAGCUGGUAAGUAAAUGGUACGAUCCACUUUAGAGUAUAAAAACAGAACACAAGCAGACGUUAGCACUAAACAUUUAAACCUCACUUUUUGCCUUCUUGUUUUUAUGUAUAUACAGUUUUAAAUUAUUAUUUCCUGUGACAUUCUUUGUAUAUAGUGCAUAUGUUUUCUCUUUUUGUUUACACUUUACCUGGUUCAUGAAGGCCUCGGAUGAAAAAGAAAACGAUUAUCAGGAGGGGGGAAGACUGGAAAAGAAGGAAAGGAUAGAGGGAAUGAAGGAUAGGAAAGACUUAAGGACAUUUCUAAACGGUCAAAAAUGCUGGUCAAUUCUGUACCUCAGUACAAUCUUAGAACCUGAGCUUAGUAACGCACUUUGAGUUUGAUGGUACUGUCUAAGGUAGCGUCCACUGCGUCCUCUACUGAGCAGGCGUUCUACAAAUAUUCUAUUUUCAAAAUCUUCUGUAGGAGUCCGAGACUAAAAGAUGCAGAAAGAUACCUUCAAAGUAAAUUCACAUAUCACUCCAAACAUCCUGAAUACAACCUCUUCUCUACACCAUGAAGCCAGAUCAAACUCUUUACUCUUUACUUUUGUUUCCACACUUUUACCACAAACACUUUUCGGCAGUCAUGAGCCUGAAUCUUAAUGAGACGCUGUGAACGAGAUGUUUAUACGAGACCUGUUUACAAUCAUUAAACUGGAUACUGCAGACACAAUCAGUGUCAUCUAACAAUACCAGUAACUACCUUCAUCACUGAUUUAAAGCUGAUGCAGCGCGUCGGCUACGUCAUGAUUCCUCUUUGUGAUAUUUUUUUCUUGUUUUCUUCUCUUAAUGUUUCUGAAUGUUUCUCAUCUUGUUUAAAAAAAAGAUCCUCCAUGUUUAGUUUUAUGACGCUGAGCUGGUCGUAAUCAAACGAUUAUGACUGAUGAUAUUGUCCUCUGAAUGUCUUAUUAGUAAACGUUGUUUUUUUUUCCGCUGUCACUUUAAAUGAGAUAAACUGCGAGAUGAUAAUUCAAAUGUAGAAUUGUGUGUCUGUCGUCGGGUCAUUUACACUGGAUCUUAAGUCAAUUUUUUGUGUUUGCUAUGAAGGAGCUACACUUCACCAAAAUGAGAUCGAUACCAAGAGAAGUGUCCGCAGAAUGUACACGUCGUGGUGUGUUCAAAUCACUCUCGGUCGUUUGUGACUUCAAGCGUCAAAAGAAUGCGUUUUUUUCUCGGCUUUCUUUUGUAAGUUGUUCUCGUCUUACUCUUAAAUUUUCUCAAACAAGAAAGCCAGAAAAAGUCAAUUCUUGUCAGCCUGAGUCGGAUUUCAAAAAUGGCGAUACUUGGUGGUGUUAUCGUGCAGUCAUACGGCCACCGAUGGUGCGUUCACACCUUCGCCUGUGUGCCGCCUUUAACCUCAAGUCGCCCUUCUUGGAAUCCCCUUUUGCUGAGGUCACAUUGCUGAGUCGGGAAAAGUGCUUAAAUCUUCAAUCAGCUUCUGAAUGUGCAACGUGGCGCAGCGUUUGGAUAUUAAAGAAGAAAUGUGUUUGAAGGACGAAGGAGUAAAAGUACGUGUGUUAGGAAAAAAAAAGAAAAGAUUUGGAAAGUUGUUUGCAGGAAGGAAAAGUGCUUUAAGUGUCGUUCGCAGCAAAUAAUGUACAGAACUCUCCGACCUUUAUAUGUCUGUGUACUGUAUGUCACUCCAUGCAGCACUCUUAUCUCCACUAUGUAUUGAUGUGUUAAAAAAAAAACUCCUUUUUUUUCCAUUUUGAUUGUUGGUUCCUGAACGCACCACACUGUUAAAAUCAAUCCUUUAAAUCCUAAAUCAACACGUUAUCAACCCUGGGGGGAGUUUUUCUUAAGUGGUGCGUUUCACAAACUCCAUAAAUGUUUGAACAUUUGGUAAACAAAACAAAAAAAUGGAACAGCCGAGAGCAAAAUGAUUGAAAUGUUGAUCAGAUGAAGAUCCAAAGCUUUCAGGAUACACCCCGUUGUUUUUGUCUCUUUCUGUUCAAAUGUUUAUGGAGAUCAAUGAGGGGUCAACGUCGACCGGGAUGAGGGUCUCGUAUUUGUAAUCAUCUAUUGCUGAUGACUUGAUGGAUCAUGUUGUAAAGGGGCCAACCCCGAAUGUGUAUUUUAUCAAAAGUUCAAUAAAAACAAAAAUCCACUUUUCAA